UAAGUUGCUGCGUAUCGCAUAGCCGGCUACUAAGAAGUUACGUCGAAUGGAAGAGUCUGCAGUCAAGACCCUGAUUAAAUGCGUGUGCGAAGGAAAGUUGGAGGAACUUCAGAGACGUUUGGAACAAAGCUCCGAAGAAGUCCGCAGAAGACUGGCGAAUGGGAGAUACGGACAAAGCAAGAUGACAGCUUUUCACCGAGCCAUAGAGAAAGGCCACGAGGGGAUUGCCAAGUUACUGCUGGAGAAAAAAUUAGCAGACGUCCGCGCUACUGAUCAUCAUCGCCGCACCGCCCUUCAUAUUGCCACUUCAAGUGAAAACCAAAACAUUGGUGUAAUAGAGUUAGUUCUCAGAUGUCAAGGUGUAGAGGUCGAUGCCUUAGAUGGGUUUGGCAAUACUCCAUUGAAGCUUGCAGCAGAAAAAGGUCACUGUGAAACUGUGGAGCUACUGAUAGCAAAGGGGGCUGAUGUAAACAGAGCAGACAAGGUCGACAACACCCCUCUCCAUGUUGCUGCAAAAAAUGGCCAUGAUGCAGUACUAGAAGUGUUGCUUAAAAAUGUACAAAUGAGAACCAUCGGAAAACAGACUAAGGAUAAAUAUACAGCUCUGCACCAUGCUGUUGGAAGGAAUAACGAGAGAUGUGUUGCACUUCUAAUCGCGAAUGGUGCAGGAACCUGUGCUGAGUUAAAAAAUGAGCAAGGGCGCACACCAUUGGACUUGGCAAAUGAUUAUUCCAACAAAAAAAUUAAGGAGUUCCUAAAGUAUCCUAAUAAAGCAAGAGAGUUUCUAGGAAGGCAGAAUCCGAAAGCGCCGCCGCUAAUAGAUUGUUCUGUGGAAUUAGAUGGCUUGAAAGAUGGAGUACCUGAAUUGAAUAUUUUGGAGAAACUGGCAAAAAAAAUUCCAAGGAAAUGGAAGGAUCUUGGGCGUCGGCUGUUUGAUUGGGACGAAUCAAAGCUCGAGGCAUUCGACACAGACGAAAAGAAAUGUCAUGAAAAGGCAUACGCCAUGUUGCGGACAUGGAGAGAAGGCAAAGGUUCAGGUGCAACUUAUCGCGUUUUAAAUGACGCGCUGUGCGAUACUGAGCUUAAAGAGUUGGCUGAAACAUUUUGUCGAGUUGUCAACUGAAAGUUCCUGUAUCAACUGAUUGAAUAACUGUCAUUUCUUCCGAAAACUGGCUCACCUUUGCACCUUUUUACUACGGUGAGAGGUAAUUCCGGACAAGUAGGGAAUCUUUAUCCAACGACAGAACAGAUUGGCUGAGACUGAGUUGAAAUGAACGCAAACUCAAAUUUAAAGACCUUAGAAUUUUUUGUCGUUUGAAGACUGUAUGUAUUCGACUUGUAAAACCUUAGCUUUCAUUGAUGCAUUUCACGAACACAUGAACUCGCAAGGCCAAAACCACAAUUAAAUUUUAGGCUGUGGCCGUCAAUCAGUUUCAGUUACAUUGCUAUGAAGUGAAACUUUUGUUAUUUUGUUGACUCGUUCAAAUUUCGCAUUAUUUUGGAGGUGGUUUUGUCAUUGGUUCGCGAACUUGCGAACGUUGCAAAGGCGUAGGUAGUGAGCAGUCAGGCUGUCAGAGCGAAGUUGCCUUACCCGAUCGAGUUAUACACAACCAACGGUAAGCCAGUAAGUUACGGUCUUUUAAAAAAAACCGUACAAAACUUUUGUUAAAGCUCAAUAAAAUCGUUUACAGGAUA
This is a messenger RNA of Stylophora pistillata, 1695 nucleotides long. RefSeq lists its product as uncharacterized. Gene Ontology annotation, molecular function: protein binding; transmembrane transporter activity. Lineage: Eukaryota; Metazoa; Cnidaria; Anthozoa; Scleractinia; Pocilloporidae. Gene Ontology annotation, cellular component: transmembrane transporter complex. The record is from RefSeq and is a predicted model, not a curated record. Gene Ontology annotation, biological process: signal transduction; monoatomic ion transmembrane transport.